GAUAAUUUAGGGAUUUUCGAGUUACAGUAAUUGUCAAAAUAGUCAGCUGCUUUUGUCAGGUGAUUUAAUUGACUCCGAAAAUCUAAUAAGAUUAUUUCGUGAAAAUGGCCCUACAUUCUGCAGCCAAAGGGAAGCUUAUUUCCGUUAUCGGCGACGAGGACACCUGUGUAGGGUUUUUACUGGGUGGAGUAGGUGAAAUCAACAAAAAUCGCCACUCCAACUUUAUGGUGGUGGAUAAAGCCACUCCCAUUGGUGAAAUCGAGGAGUGUUUCAAGCGGUUCAUUAAACGAGAUGACAUCGACAUAAUUCUUAUUAAUCAAAACAUCGCCGAAACUAUUCGUCACGUGAUUGAUGGUCACAACCAACCCGUCCCUGCAGUAUUAGAAAUCCCGUCGAAAGAUCACCCGUAUGAUGCCAGCAAGGAUUCUAUUUUGAGACGUGCUAGGGGUAUGUUCAACCCCGACGAUAUGGCAGCCUAAGUAUUGUUUUCAUUGUAAAUAAUAAGUAUAAAUAAAUAUUCAUAGAUGUAGACAGUAUAAUUUAUACUCUAAAUGUAUAUAUACAUUCCUGUUAUAUUUCAUAAAAUAAUCAUUACUGAUUAUUCAAGUUUCAAUAAAUAUUAGCAAA
This is a messenger RNA of Brassicogethes aeneus, 627 nucleotides long. The record is from the annotation of a GenBank genome assembly. Lineage: Eukaryota; Metazoa; Arthropoda; Insecta; Coleoptera; Nitidulidae.